AUGCUGCUCGCUCUCAUCCGUCUAGUGCGCACGCGAUGGGCGUCGGUGGUUCUGUUUCUGUCCAAGCUGUGGGGAAGGCUGCUUCACUUCGGCGCCACAUGGAUCGCACCCACCGAGCCAGACGUUCUGGCGAUCAGCGACCCAAAAACCAAUGCACCGCCGGCUGUCACCCCAGGACUCGAUAGCCAGGGUUUUCCAGUCCUCACUGAGGACCAGUACGAGGAUGCCAUCCUUGGAUUUAUUGCGUCUAUUGAUACGGACUCGGUCUGUGCCCUUGCCUCACAAUACAACGACGGCAAACCCUGUCAACUGUUGAAGAAGAGUUGCGGUAGCUUCAACGUUUGUUUCUUCGUCGAAUUUGGCCAAGGUGGAUCGCAGUUUGUUGUCAGGAUCCCCAUCGAGCCCGCUUUUGACGAUGCCUGGGACAAAUUGAUCAGUGAGGUCACCACAAUACAAUAUCUCAAGCAAAACACCCGGAUUCCUGUCCCUCACAUUCGUGGUUAUGGGCGCGAUGCCAAGUUGACCAAGUCCGGCGCGGGGAUGCAGAUGUUCCUCGUCACGGAUCUCAUCCUAGGCGAGCCACUCGACAAGAAGCUCUUGAUCGACGGCGAAGAGGAGCACCGCAAAAACUUCUACUCCCAACUAAUCGACAUUCAAGCAGAGCUUAGAAAGCUCGAGUUCCCGUCAAUUGGAUCCCUGAUGCCAAAUCCUGACGGCAGCACCCAGCCUGUUUUGGGCCCUGUCAUCUCCAUGUCGGUUGCCCAACUUCGACAGCCGCCUCUGCCACUGUUCACUUCCGCCAAAGAUUAUAUGAAGCGCCAAUUCAAUCUAGUAUCGGACUUUUUCGUGCCGCCAGUGUCCGAUCACACCGUUCACGAGAUUCAGAAGGAGCUGUGUGCUCUGCAUGGGAUGGAAGGCCCUUUCCGACAGGUCAUCGAUCCCCGGCUAGACAAAGGCCCUUUCGUUCUACAUCACUUAGACCUAAGGGCGCCCAACAUCAUCGUGGAUAAAGAUCUGAAUAUCCAUGGCGUUAUAGACUGGGAAUUCUCCGGCACGACCCCGCGACAACUGUUCACCCCUCCAUCGUGGAUUACGGGCCAUGACUCGAUCAAGACGAACAAGCAGAUGCAUGCCGAAUUUCGCAACGUUCUGGACGAAAAGAGCAAAGUCAGCACAGCAUGCGCCCACCUCAAAGAGGAAUGGUAUAGCCAAACUGAUGUCGGCCAGCUGGGCAUGAGCGGGGCGGACUUGGCCUUCUAUGUUGCCCAUGUCAUACGCCGUCCCACCGACGUCACUGACGUGUUCUGGGAUUCCUUUGCUCCAAAGCUCUCGAACAAGCCCUUUGAUGAGGUGAUAUCGGAAUUUUACAACGAGCAUGAUGCCCUUGCAUUGGAGGUGCAACGCAGGGCCAGACACUCUGAGCGCUACACUCAGUACUUGAAGGACCACAAUCUUUUCGGGUCCAGGUUGGACAGGCUGCUUGCCGAGUCAAAGGCGUUGAAGGAAAAAUGGAAUUGGAGCUAG
This is a messenger RNA of Purpureocillium lilacinum, 1524 nucleotides long. RefSeq lists its product as uncharacterized. NCBI's taxonomy places the organism in Eukaryota, Fungi, Ascomycota, Sordariomycetes, Hypocreales, Ophiocordycipitaceae. The record is from RefSeq and is a predicted model, not a curated record.